Molecule: messenger RNA, 291 nt
Organism: Gongylonema pulchrum
Lineage: Eukaryota; Metazoa; Nematoda; Chromadorea; Rhabditida; Gongylonematidae
Source: the annotation of a GenBank genome assembly
AUGGAAAAGUAUGCUGGAGAAGUGGAAGAGUAUAUGAAGCUGUGUUUUCCAAACGUACGUGGACGUGGUCGUCCAAUACAUGGCAAUCGCCCUACAGCUUCUCCAUCUUCGCCAAAAAGCACGGAUUCGAAUGGUUCCAGGCGUGGCAGCGGUCGCUACACGCACAGCCAUCGUCGAAAGGGUGCGAAACAUCCAGCACAAACGCGAAUCGACGAACUCCUCGCAAUGGCAAGUGCUAAACGGAUCAAGAAGGAUCAUGAUCAUGACAGCAAAAAGUUUGGCAUUUCAUGA